Thermothelomyces thermophilus ATCC 42464 is the source of this 2624-nucleotide messenger RNA. RefSeq lists its product as uncharacterized. Gene Ontology annotation, molecular function: protein binding. NCBI's taxonomy places the organism in Eukaryota, Fungi, Ascomycota, Sordariomycetes, Sordariales, Chaetomiaceae. The transcript has 2 exons. The coding region runs from base 219 to 2483 and encodes 754 amino acids. The record is from RefSeq and is a predicted model, not a curated record.
GUGACGGCGAAUUUUGUGAACGCGAGAAGCUUGGAAUUGAUUGACUGACGCUUUCAACGGAUCGACGAAUCUACGCAAAAAAUAUCCAUUCAAACCCGACGACUGUCGUUCCUCAACCAACCACCAAUCGAUACUUAAUUGAGGACUGAUGUGGAAUACGCCCUGAGGCUGCGACUGCUCUCUCGACCUUCUCCCGCAACCCCCCGCGAUUUGCGGCCAUGCAGCCCGUCCCCAGAACGAGGCGCACGCCGCAAAACACACAACACACAUACUCGCUCGGCCGACGGAUACACGAUGUAAAGACAUACCCCGUCCGGUCGCCCCAGGGCGCGACCAUCCUCAUCUAUGGUCACGAGAAUGGCAUCACCGUAGUUUGGCGCGGUGGUCGGAGACUCAAACCCGCAAAACAGUCGGCCAGCGAAAAGCAGAACGGCGCAAAUUCCGAAAACGCGGUCAUGGUGAUCGACUCCGACGACGAGACGCCGAGCUCAGCAGCCUUCGUCGACAAGCCCGAGUUCCUGGAUACUCCGACCACCGAUGCUCCCGUUCCCGAAAUCACCCAGACCCUCGAUCUUGCGCUGGGAACGGCGGUGCUUCACGUCGCGGUUUUGCCCAUGGCGGCAACUUCCGCUGAGGAUGCCGCCGGGAACGGCGCCAACAUACUGAAAUCCAAGAUCGUCUUCGCAGUAACAUGUGCGACCACCGACGUCUACGUGAUCACGCUGCCAUUGACACCACCUUCACACGAGAGCAAGGCGCGGCCAGAACUACGGAAGAACCUGUUGGCGGGCAAUGCAGGCACGGGGGUAUGGGGAGAGACGCUUACUCUGCUGACGGGGCCGACCCGCCCGUGCGGAGGGCUCGCCAUCACAUUGGUGAAGCACAAGCCGGGUUCUCGGAGUAGGUCGACGGAACGCCCAGCAGGACAAGCCGCCCCGGCUACUCGGGUGAUCGUUGCGGCACAUUCGCGGGAAGCAAGCGGCAUCCUACGCCUCUGGCACGUGGCUCUGGACGCGAAGCCUGGCACUGUCAACCGGGUCGAGCCAUUCCAGACUGAAUACCUGCCGUCGCCGCUGAGCAGCAUCACCUUCAACCCGACCCACACCACACAGCUUCUCACUGUUACUUCCUCGCAAGCGGCUCGCAUCUACGACUAUGCUACGGCCGCACUUCCUUCCGAUGAUGCCUCCGAAGGGCCCUUCCCGACCCAGGGCUCCUGGCUGUUGUCGCUCUAUGCUCCCUUUGCCAGGGGCCCUUCGAUGUCGACUACACGAAAACCGAUCGUGGGUGCCGAAUGGAUCACCCACGGUCGCGCCAUUCUCGUGCUUCUUGCCGAUGGCCAAUGGGGCAUCUGGGACAUCGAUGGUGCUAGCCCUUCAGCGGGCGGCACCGGCACUGGCAGUCUCUUCAGCAAGGCGAGUGCUGGGCUUCGCGGCUCAGCAAUCACGAAUUUCUCGGUCUCUGGCCACCUCGAGGGAACCAGCCCUCUCCGAAAUCCGGGGACUCAAAAGUCCUCCACCGCUCCGGGAGCAACCGGCGACUUCGUCCCCAUGACGCCCCACGCGAGACGCGACGCCGUCACGUCUGCCACUGCUGGCGGGCCAGAAAAGUUAGCAACCGUGCGUGGCGGCAUCACCGUUGCCCAGCUCGCGCCCCAAGGGACCGGACCCGGCGAGGAGAGCGCCGUGCUCUGGCUUGGAGGCACAGACCCCGUCGUCUCCGUCAUCCCCGUGAUCUCCCGCUUCUGGGACUCACAACUCCGGCGUGCCGCCGGCGGUGGCGUCAACCUCUGGAGCGGUGCCCAGCCCACCCGCAUGCUCCGCCUCGCGGACCUCGGCGCUGGGCUUCUCGGGGAGCGGUGUACCGGCGCGGCCGCCAUUCCCAAACCCGGCCGGGCGGCCACCACGAACGGAUCGUCGGCGGCAAAAGACGGCAGCAGUAACCGCGCCGAGGGCCUACCCAUCGAGGUUCUCGUCCAAGGCGAAAGCCGCCUCGUGGUCGUUCACGAGAGCGAAGAUUCGAGCUCGCUGACCAGCCGCCUUCUCGGCGCUCGCAGGAAGCCGCGGGCCGACCUCGGCCCGACCAGGGCUAUCCUUGCUUACCCUCGUCCGGAUCUGCCGGCCAGCAGCAACAACGUCUCGUUCAACCUCAGCAUUGCCCAACCACGAUCUAGAAAGACAGGCGGGCUGUUCCAGACACGCCUGCGCCCUUCCUCCGCCAAGGGAUCGUUUGAUCAGUCCGUGGACGUGCUGCCGUCGACCGAGGUUCCCGACGAGACUCAGUCGGCGCUCUCGAGCCAGCAGGGCAUGAUGUUUGUCAACGAUCUCAGCUUUGCUGCUGACCAGCCGGACGACGAACUCGAGGUGGAGGGCCGGGAUAUCGAGCAGGAACUGCUGGACAUUAUGGAGAUUGACCGCGAGCUGGUGCAGAUGGACCGUGAGCGGGAGAGAGGCACCAAGAGGGUCUUCUUCGAGGAGGACUGAAGACUCCCUCCGAUUGUGGAAGGCUGGAGAAGAAUGCUGAGUCGAGUCGAAGCAGUCUCGUACUCUUGUCACGGGAGCAGGAACAGGAGCCAGGGGCAGGAGCAGGCCACUUCGAACCGGGCCCAUCCCGCGCGGUCGACC